Messenger RNA from Lichtheimia ornata, 1773 nucleotides. RefSeq lists its product as uncharacterized. The coding region runs from base 1 to 1773 and encodes 590 amino acids. The record is from RefSeq and is a predicted model, not a curated record. The transcript is spliced from 2 exons. Gene Ontology annotation, molecular function: protein-membrane adaptor activity. Gene Ontology annotation, cellular component: nuclear envelope. Lineage: Eukaryota; Fungi; Mucoromycota; Mucoromycetes; Mucorales; Lichtheimiaceae. Gene Ontology annotation, biological process: nuclear envelope organization.
AUGUCCCAAAACUCUUUUCACUACUCGCAGCUAUCACUGUCAAGUCCGCCAACAACCCCAGAACAAAUAAGAGCUCAACAACAACAGCAACAACGAGAAGAAGCUUCUCACCAACAAGAGCAACAACAACAAGAAGCUUCUCAACAACAACAGCAACAGCGGGCUCCACAAGAACGGUCUCCUCCACAAGAACGGUCUCCACAGCAACGGUCUCCACGACAACGGGCUUUACAACAACAAGCUCCACAACAGCAAGCUCUUCCUGUUCAACAACAACGAGCUCCACAACAACAGGCAUCACAACCACAAGCUUCACAAGAGCAAGCUUCACAACCACAAGCUCUACCUCUUCAACAGCAAGCUCCACAACAACAAACUCCACAACCAGGACCUAUUGUGCCUCCAGACGUAAACAAUUGGUUGCAUGAUAUCACUGUACCAGAAGCUUUCGAAAUUCAAGCUGCAGGUCUCAUGGAUCAUAUUCAAUACAAGUGUCGACUAGCUAUUCAAUUCCUUGGGAUAUUUCCUAAUGAUGGCGAGGAGGUGGUGGAGCAACAACAUCAUCAACAAGGAUCUCUGUUCCAGAAACUUUGUAUUACUAUUCUCAUGGCAGUGAAGGUGAUGGUGUAUGCAAUCGUGUUCGUACCCAAGGAGAUUGUCUUGAGCCUCUUUGCCUAUAUCGACAUGUGUGUUUUCUCGACCAUUUUCAACUUUAUCCUUUUCCACCUAAAGAACUUGGGUUAUUGUCGCAGUGAUCGCCCGUAUGUUGAUGCACACAGGCUGUUCUCGGUUCGUGGCGUGGAAACAAGAGCAGGGAGAUCCAGAGUGGCCAUUCGUAUCUUAGCCAUAUGGUUCGCAGUUGAAUUGUUGAAAUCAUGCGUGGAUAUCAGUGUCACCGAAGCCAUUGACAACAUGUCGCCCUUGUGGAAAACCCCAAAGACCAUCGAGUGGAACGCUGGCAUGGAAGUAACGACCUUUACAGAUAACACGGUUUCCAGGAAACCGUUGCCAUUGUUGUUGUCAAAAAAAGAGCCACCACCACCAAAUCACGUGUCAUCCUCACCAUGUGCCCAGCUACUCCAUAACUGUAUCGCAUCAAAGUUGCCACGAUGGUUGUCCAUGAGCGACAUGGGUCCCAAUGCCCUUUUAUGCAAAGCGUGUAAUCGUUUCUUGACGGGUUGUGAAUGUCACCAAGAGAAGAAGGAAGAGCUGCCUCCUGAUGCUGCAUUGGCCACCCAUGGAUCGCGUGUCAUUGCAGGCCUGACAUCACCAACUUUCCAGCAAGGCGGCCUAUUUUCCAUAUUCAAACGACUUCAACGACGACCACGCCCUAGUCCUAUCACUGCCAUUUUGCCUUGGAAGGAACCUGGUGAAUGUUGGCCUAUGGCUGGUAAUCAUGGAUCCCUUGGUGUGGAGUUGAGCCAACCUGUAUCAGUCAAAGCGGUCUCGAUCGAUUCUUCGGAUCAUCCCUUGAGCAUGGCCAGUGCACCAGCGGAUUUUGAAGUGUGGGGAUUGAUCCAGUACUACGUCGACGACCAUCAUCGAUCUUGGAAGUAUCCUUGGGAUUCCUUUGAUUCUAUGAUGGAUGGCAACAUCUUGUUCCUGGGUCGGUUUAUAUAUGACUCAGCAAGAGGCCCUGCUGUACAAACAUUUGAGAUCGAUGAUCAUGUCGACUUACCUCCCGUCAAGGCCGUUGUAUUCCGUUUUCUCAAUAAUUGGGGCCGUGAUGAUUACACAUGCAUCUAUCGCGUUCGUGUCCAUGGUGAAAAUUAG